Messenger RNA from Manihot esculenta (cassava), 996 nucleotides. Its product is annotated as dehydration-responsive element-binding protein 2G. NCBI's taxonomy places the organism in Eukaryota, Viridiplantae, Streptophyta, Magnoliopsida, Malpighiales, Euphorbiaceae. Gene Ontology annotation, cellular component: nucleus. The transcript has a single exon. Gene Ontology annotation, biological process: response to stress; positive regulation of DNA-templated transcription. The record is from RefSeq and is a predicted model, not a curated record. The coding region runs from base 204 to 806 and encodes 200 amino acids. Gene Ontology annotation, molecular function: transcription cis-regulatory region binding; DNA-binding transcription factor activity.
UGUUACUUGUCUCCUUCAGCCGUAUAUUUCCACACUAAGCCACUUCACGUAUUAUUGUGUUUACACGUGUCAAUCACCCACUUCCUCCACCUUCGCUUACUUGGCACAUAAACAAUGACACGUCUCUACUCAAUGAGAACAUAAACAAGUAAGCGCAAACUUCACAUCACAAUCCCUUAGUUGCAGAGAUUAUCAAAACAACAAUGGAGCAAGAAGCGAAGGACACGAACCAAUCCAUGAGAAGAUCAAGAAAAGGGUGCAUGAAAGGCAAAGGAGGGCCAGAAAAUGCACUGUGCACUUACAGAGGAGUGAGACAAAGAACAUGGGGAAAAUGGGUAGCUGAAAUCAGAGAACCAAAUAGAGGAAACAGAAUCUGGUUAGGCACUUUCAACACUUCUCAUGAAGCUGCUAAGGCUUAUGAUCAAGCUGCUCUUAAGCUCUAUGGCUCUUCUGCUACACUUAACUUGCCGCAAUACUGCCACACAGCAGCUGCUGCUCCUGCCAACACAUUGUCCACAGAAUGUCAAGAACUUGGAAAUGGGAUUGAAACUGCUGCAAGUUUCUCAUCACAAGCAGUUCAAGAACUUGGCAAUGGUGCUGGGACCUGCUGCAGCAGUGGUGAAAUGGGAACUGCUGCAAGUUUCUCAUCACAACCAGAUUCAGGUUCAGUUGAAGGAGGGAAUAUUAUGCAUUGGCCUGAGUUUGGGAUUGAAACUGAGUUCUUGGGAAGCUGUGAUGUUGGAAUUGCUACAGUGGGUGGUGAGGGUCUGAAUUGGGAUGGGUAUCCUGAACAAUGGAGCAUUUAGAUUCACUUUGUUUUCUGGUUUUCAGUUUUUUCUUCUUAGAGAGAGAGAGAGAGAGAGAGAGAGGCUGUAAGAUUGUAAAGGUUUAGGCUCUGCAUGAAUUUACUGUUGCUGUUGUUGUGUGGACUUCUGAUGGAAAUUUACUUUAUUUUUCUUUUCUAAAAUAUUUCUCUUUUUUUUCAACCUUUUUGAG